GAAACUGAGACACUUAACGGGACGACAUGUUGCGCAUGCACACAAGCCUCCUCUUCCAGUAUUUCGGUAAUGGCUGCCAGGAAAGAUGAACGGACGGGCAGCGUCUUUUCACUUUAGAGCGCACGCUUGCAACGGACCGUUAUCGACGACAGCUCCGAGUGAACAUGCUCCAUAAACGACCCCUAAAGCACCACGAAAGCGGUUUUCAUCGCGGGAACAUCGUCUCUGAAAAAGUGCCCAUUGCCAACAACACGUCUUAGUGGUCAGUUCUGCCAGCAGAUCAGUAUAUAACCUGAGGCCAUGGCAGUGAAGGACCGCGUGGAGGCUGUGCUCAAUGUGGGUCUGCGUGUUCCCAGCAUCAUGCUGCUCGACGUCCUUUACCGCUGGGACGUGAGCUCCUUCUUCCAGAAGAUUCAACGCUCCAGCCUGUCCAACAACCCGCUGUUUCAGUACAAAUACCUGGCACUCUAUCUGCAUUACGUAGGUUACAUCCUGAGCUUGGUGCUCCUGACUCUGCCGCGUCAGCACCUGGUUAAACUGUACCUGUACGUCCUGACUGCUCUGCUGCUCUUCGCUGGUCACCAGGUUUCGAGGGAUUAUGUUCGCAGUGAACUGGAUUCUGGUUAUGAAGGACCUAUUUAUCUGGAACCGCUCUCCAUGAACAGGUUCUCCACGGCUCUCAUAGGUCAGCUGGUGGUGUGCACACUGUGCUCCUGUGUAAUGCAAACCAAGAGGAUUUGGCUCUUCUCGGCUCACCUCCUCCCUCUGGUGGCCAGAUUGUGUCUGGUCCCCCUGGAGACCAUUGUGUUCAUCAAUAAGUUCUCCAUGAUCUUCACAGGCCUGGAGGUCAUUUACUUUCUGGCGUCUAACUUACUGGUACCAUACAACCUGGCCAAAACUGCCUACAGGGAGCUCGCUCAGGUGGUGGAGGUGUACGGCCUCCUGGCGUUAGGGAUGUCUCUGUGGAACCAGCUGGUCCUUCCCGUUCUCUUCAUGUGUUUCUGGCUGCUGCUCUUCACCCUGCAGAUCUACACGUAUUUCAGCACCAGAGACCAGCCGACCUCACGGGAGAGACUUCUUUUCUUAUUCCUCACCAGCGUUGCAGAAUGUUGCAGUACCCCCUACUCUCUGCUGGGGCUCGUUUUCACCGUUUCCUUCAUCGCUCUCGGAGUUCUCACUUUAUGCAAGUUCUACCUGCAGGGCUACAGAGCCUUUAUGAACGACAACACCAUGCACAGAGGAAUGACGGAGGGCAUCACCCUGCUGAUUCUCGCUGUCCAAACCGGCCUGAUAGAGCUGCAGGUCAUCCAUCGAGCCUUCCUUCUCUCCAUCAUCCUCUUCAUAGUCGUUGCUUCCAUCCUGCAGUCCAUGCUGGAAAUCGCUGAUCCCAUCGUCCUGGCGCUGGGGGCCUCUAGAGACAAGAGCCUGUGGAAGCACUUCCGAGCCGUGUCCCUGUGCCUCUUCCUCCUGAUCUUUCCAGCCUACAUGUCUUACAUGAUCUGUCAGUUCUUCCAUAUGGAUUUCUGGCUCCUCAUCAUCAUCUCUUCAUCAAUCCUCACCUCUCUUCAGGUUCUUGGUACUCUGCUGAUCUACGUCCUCUUCAUGGUGGAGGAGUUUCGGAAAGCUCCGGUGGAGAACAUGGAUGAGGUCAUCUACUAUGUCAAUGGGACCUACAGAUUGCUGGAGUUUCUGGUUGCAGUGUGCGUGGUGUGCUACGGCGUCUCAGAAACCGUGUUUGGGGAGUGGAGCGUCAUGGGAAGCACCAUCAUCUUGGUCCACUCGUAUUAUAACGUCUGGCUCCGAGCCCAGCUGGGCUGGCAGAGCUUCCUGCUCAGGAGGGACGCGGUAAACAAGAUCAAAAGUCUCCCCACAGCAAGCGACGCUCAGCUGGAACAGUACAACGACAUCUGUGCCAUUUGCUUCCAGGACAUGAACAGUGCUGUGAUCACGCCGUGCAGCCACUUCUUCCACGCUGGCUGUCUGAAGAAAUGGCUGUACGUCCAAGAAACAUGUCCUCUCUGUCACGCACAACUCAAAAGCCAAUCACCAGCCGCCAGCGUCCCCGCCGACGCCCCUCCAGCCAAUCAGAAUCCUGGAGGACAAGGAGACGCGGCAGCCUGCAACGAUACGAAUGACGAGACCGCGGAGAAGGAAAGAGACGAGGAGGAGGAUGGACCUUCAGCUGCAAGCAGCUCCUCUAAAACAAAUUCACAUCAGACGACGACGACGGAGGACGGCCCCUCCUCUUCCUCCACCCCCGACACAUUAGACACGCCCAGCACCUCUUCAUCUCUUGUCCCCGCCUCCACCUGGAAGCAGUCGUCCUCACAGAUGACUGCCGAGUCUGCGAGUCCACUCCGGGAUCAACUGUCGCCGUCUGAGCGACUCGCCGGCCACUCUGAGGAAUGUUCCCCCCCGCCAUGCAGCCUCUGAGCCCCGCCCAUAACCCCGCGCAUGCAUGAACAUCCAAACACAAUCCAGACACUCAUCCUCGACCUGUCGUAGCUUCUGGCUCUGCCAUCAUGCAGGAAGUCCAACUCAAGAGGAAAAGAACACGAGGGUGGUUGUUGCUUUGGUACGCUGAAGGCAGUUUCCUCCUAAAGGUCAACGUCACUCCGUUUCUCGGUUGUUUUUCUCAUUUUAACGGUGCACAAAACCCCCAGAAUUCCUCAUGUCUGAGAUUGUUGAAUCUGCUGAGCUUUGUCCUUUCAAUGCUGUUUGACCGACAAACCUCCUGCCUUUGGUUGGUGCAGCUUUAACCUAAAGGUCUGCACGGUGCGUCCCGUAUGUGCCAUGACUUACUUCAGGAACGGAUCCGAGGUUGAGACAGCUUUGAGAGCGUGGGGCUCCAGAGUCCUUCACGUUUCUGAAAAAUCUACAAACUCUGGAGCUUUUGCCUCUCGGACGAUUGUAGGUUUGUGUGUUAGUAAACAUUAAACGGCGUGAAUGUGUCUGGAGGCCGUCACAUGACCUGGAGCCUGUUGCUGGUUUACAUGCUGCGGUCUACUCCUGGGAAAAGUAGGCGUGUUCACAUGCAAUGACUCAUUUGACAUGUUCGAGUGCUUCAAUAUAUGAAUCCUACUUUGUUUGGCUGGUCCCAGCAAACACACUUCUAUCCCUCAUCGCCAAAGUUUUUGUAAAACUGUUACAGAACGCUUAUUUUUAAGGUGCUUUUUGCACCGCUUUGACACAGCUGGACCGGAAGAGGGCGCCGGUGAGCGGCUUUGGAUUGAAUUGGAAGCAGAUUUCACUCGUGCACGCUCUGGCCUUUCAGCCCAACUGACGCACAAACACAUUCUGCUCGCCGACUGAAACUCCGUCAGCCACGCCCCCGGCUCUCAUUCACGCUUGUACGUGGAGCAUGCUCGCCGACACCUGUUACUUCAUGGUCGCUUACCAAUCUUUUUCUACCUUCUAUUUUUUUCUUUACGGUUGUUAUUUGCACUAAUGUCAUUUAUACUAGCAGUUCUCCAAAGCUGUUGUGCGGCCGUCAGCAACCAAAAACCCUCUGACGGGAACAGCCUGACCCGUUUGUGUGUAACGUGUACUCCUGUCGCUCUGUAAGAAACUGUAUUAAACCAGCGGAGUGCUGAUAUUUACCUGGUCCGACCUCAUGAUGAGGCUUCUGGAUCAGCAAAGACCGCUCAGUGUUGCUGCUUCUCCAGACUGAAUGAAGCAUCGCUCCGGCAGGUGUGAUCACUCUAGUGCCCUCUGGUGGUAGGAGUGGGAUCUGCCCGGUGCUGACAACCUGGAGAUGUAUUUGUUUAACCCUUCAAAGUAUUACUUCCUCUAGCAUUAACACUCUUAUUACUCUAUAUGACAUUUAGAAUCACUGGCUUCAGGACUGAGAAUGAAUACACAAGUGUAUGAUCAAACCUGACCAGUGCUGCUUUCUUUAAAAUGAAAUGUUUUGCACAUUUUCUUUUGAAAGAUAACUUUGUAUAUAUUUUUUUUUAGUUCUAAUCCUAUGAUUUAAACUUUGUAAUGGGUACCAAGAAAAAUAUCAACUUUUUUUUUCGGCAUUUGAGCCGAGAGAUUUGCCUGCAAGAUUUAAAGAAAUCAAAAGUGUGAAGUUGAUCAACGUCUUUGGCAGCUGUUUGUGAAUGUGCAUUUCAGUAUUAAAUGUGAACAUUGUUGGGCAGGAGUUUGUCAGCUGUUGAUUCCACCUGCAUUUGCUUGUUUUUUGUUGCAGUCUCACUCGACUGCUCUAAAUUCAACCCAGUUUUUCAAACUGAUAGUGUUUUUUAAAUAAAUGCUACAGAGCAUUUUGACAUUUUGUCUCAUAGUUGAGAUAACCUCUGUGGGAUUAACUUCAUAUAAAUGCAUCAGUGACCUUGUCAGGUCCUUUUGUUUAUGUGCUGUGCCAACAAAUUCAUUAUUGGUGCUUCUGGUGUUAAAAAUUUCUACUCUUAAAAGUGUUAGAACAUAUCAGUUUCUGUCUGAUUAGACGUCUAAGCAAAUCUAGAGACUGAAUCUCCAGCUGCCAACCAGCUCCCUGUGAACAGAUGUACUGUAUUUGCUGAAAGCAUUUUUACCGGCUGUCCACGUCUGUCCUGUCUGACAGAUCUGAGGAGAUCUCGCUCAGAAAUGAAGGUCACGUUCAGGGCUUCUUGUUCAGAUUUGAUUGGAAACUUCUGGUUUUGAGAGCCAGUAAUGUUUGCUUUCUAAUGCCCCCCCCUCAACACACAGUUUGGUUUAGACGGACGGGUUCAGACUGGCAUCGCCUUGGUGGGAUUAAAAAAACAGUCAAUAAAUGAACCAUCCACUGCAGAAA
Messenger RNA from Oryzias melastigma (Indian medaka), 4774 nucleotides. Its product is annotated as RING finger protein 145. The transcript is spliced from 12 exons. Gene Ontology annotation, molecular function: ubiquitin protein ligase activity; zinc ion binding. NCBI's taxonomy places the organism in Eukaryota, Metazoa, Chordata, Actinopteri, Beloniformes, Adrianichthyidae. The coding region runs from base 301 to 2433 and encodes 710 amino acids. The record is from RefSeq and is a predicted model, not a curated record. Gene Ontology annotation, cellular component: endoplasmic reticulum; endomembrane system.